This is a messenger RNA of Tachysurus fulvidraco (yellow catfish), 4653 nucleotides long. RefSeq names its product NCK adaptor protein 1b (gene nck1b). Lineage: Eukaryota; Metazoa; Chordata; Actinopteri; Siluriformes; Bagridae. The transcript is spliced from 4 exons. Bases 437 to 1582 code for a protein of 381 amino acids. Gene Ontology annotation, biological process: positive regulation of translation in response to endoplasmic reticulum stress; positive regulation of endoplasmic reticulum stress-induced intrinsic apoptotic signaling pathway; negative regulation of endoplasmic reticulum stress-induced eIF2 alpha phosphorylation. The record is from RefSeq and is a predicted model, not a curated record. Gene Ontology annotation, molecular function: ephrin receptor binding.
UUUUUAGACCGGAAUUUCAAAAAUCCGAUCUAAUAUACCGUACAGAUCCGAUAUACAUUCAAAUGUCUUAAGGUUCACGUAACUUCACAUCGCGCACGUUUCGUUUUCGUUCUCUACGGGUUCACGUUGGGCUCCGAUUUCGCUCCGUGGACCGUACGGGACCAUGCGGUUCACGUUUAGUCACGUACGGGAGACCUUGUCGUAUUUCAUUCAUCAUCCAUCACAACGCAGUGACACUGCAGGGCAACAGAGUAGACCGAUUUCAUGUCCUGUGUUCACUCCCACAAUCUGGGAGCUGUAAGAAUAAUUUCAGGUUGGACAGAUGUUACAGCUGUGUGCGGUUCCCGAGGGCUGCCUUGACAUUUGAGAAGACGACCUACAAAAACACCCUCUUCACCAUCCACCCACAAAGUAACCUUGCUGAAGACAGUCCAAGAUGACGGAAGAGGUGAUCGUAAUUGCCAAGUUCGAUUACAUGGCCCAGCAGGACCAGGAGCUGGACAUCAAGAAGAACGAGCGACUGUGGCUGCUGGACGACUCCAAGUCCUGGUGGCGCGUCCGCAACGCUACCAACAAAACCGGCUUCGUCCCAUCCAACUACGUGGAGCGGAAAAACAGCGCCAGGAAAGGCUCCAUCGUCAAGAACCUCAAAGACACUUUAGGGAUCGGGAAGGUGAAGCGAAAAACAGGAAUGAGGGAUACGGCAUCAAACGCGGAGGCGGACUUUUAUCCAGACAACGGAGAGCGGCUGUACGACCUGAACCUGCCGGCACUGGUGAAAUUUAACUACACUGCCGAACGGGAAGAUGAGCUGUCUCUGGUCAAGGGCACCAGGGUCAUCGUCAUGGAAAAGUGCAGCGACGGCUGGUGGAGAGGCAGCUACAAUGGACGCUCUGGCUGGUUCCCCUCCAACUACGUGACGGAAGACGCGGAUGGCUCGGCCAGCAACGACAUGAUGGGCUUGUCAGAGAAGUUGGCCGCCGUGGUACACAGCGCAAAUGGCAAUAGGGUGCUCCAUACUGUUCAGGCUCUUUAUCCAUUUAGCUCCAGUAACGAUGAGGAGCUGAACUUUGAGAAAGGGGAAGUGAUGGAAGUAAUGGAAAAGCCGGAAAACGACCCGGAGUGGUGGAAGUGUCGCAAAGCUGACGGGCAGGUCGGUCUAGUGCCUAAGAACUAUGUCACCAUACUGCAGGAGUCUCAGAACUCAGGGAGCAUGGCUGGACCCCCUACACCUGACUUUGACUACAUCGAACCUUCUGGAAGUGGGCGCUUUGCGGGAAAGGAAUGGUACUAUGGCAAAGUGACCCGGCACCAGGCGGAGGUGGCGCUCAACCAGAGAGGCUCAGAGGGAGAUUUCCUCAUCAGAGACAGCGAGUCCUCGCCCAAUGAUUUCUCCAUAUCACUGAAGGCCCAGACCAAAAACAAGCAUUUCAAAGUGCAGAUGAAGGACAACCUGUACUGCAUCGGACAACGCAAGUUCAGCUCCAUGGAGGAGCUGGUGGAACACUACAAAAAGGCACCGAUCUUCACCAGCGAGCAGGGCGACAAACUGUACCUGAUCAAGGCCCUGGCUGCCUCCUGAUCCGGAUCGUUACCCACAUUGGAAAUCUAGAGCCACGUGGCAGGACUGAAAGACUUGGAAAAUGGAGCAUUCCAACAGAGCAGAGGAGCAGAAAAGGGGUGGGGGAGCGACAGACGGUUUUGGACUCGUGUUCAUACUCAGAGACGGCUUCACGGUCGGACGUGUAUCAGAAAUACAAUUAUGUUUAGGGCCUAGGUGAUGUAUUUUACUGUUAACAUGUAUUAGAAUUACAACUUAGGUUUUCUCUUCUUAAUAUAUAUAUUCCUUUUUUUUUUUUUCUUUUUUUUUUCUUUCGACAGAUUCUUUCGGUAAUUACGUCAUUAGAUUACUACCCAUCAUCCAUUUGUUGAAUUUCAGAUCAGCUGCGUCUCACGUUUCCACGGUUAAUAGCGUGCUGUGUUUAUAGGCAUCUGCCAUUUUGUAGAUGAAAAUGGGUGACCAAAGGAAACAACUAGCAAGGUUUAUUAAGUGAUGACUAGCUUACUGUUUACAAAGAAUAUCAGAAGAAACCGCAGUUUGCAGCUUAACAGGAUAUAACGGCUGUAUUCUUCCUGUCCUCUCAGGGACAGGAAACUGUUCUAUAUUUGAUCCCUUUUUUGAGUGACUGCUGUUUCCUGAGCAUGCCAGAGCAGUACGAGUCCUGUGCUGGGAUGCAGAUGGCCUGAACUGGAUUUCUGAUCUCGGAAUUACAAUGAUUGCAAUCAAAAUGUCUGUAGUUAUUUCUUAAGUCGAGUACAAUCUCUUCUUUAUCUCUUCUCUCCUUGGCUUUACAUCUUUGUGUCUGUCUCUACCACAAAGUGUCUUCUCCUUUGAGAACCGCAAAGCUUGAUAGCUAGAUGUUUAUUCUUUGCACCAAUACGCGACUUGUACCCGGAUAACUAAAGAUCCGAGCUCACACUCGACGUCGUCGGCGUGCCGUACACACGUUAGCUUAGCUAUUCAGCCCGGUGGCACAGUUUGAUCCGCGUGAAAAGCCUCAGAUUUCCGUAUUCUGUUGCAGUCCUUUUUGUUACAUUUUCAUAGAUUUUCGUGAUGUCAUAUCUCUAGCUUCUGCCUUCUCGCUAACGAAACUCUAAUCAGAAGAUUUUCCGGUGGAUCCGAAGACAUUCCGUUCGCACCGUGUUAUCCGGACGCUAUCGAACGGCGUUCGUGUUGUUAAUGUAACGUUGUCAGGGCCACGAAAUCUUUACUCAGCCCUCAGCCUUUAUAGGAGUUUCAGGAUUCAUCCUGUCAUCAUAAACAAGGCUGCUUUCAUGCUUGCACUUGGCUAACCAGGUGUUCUACGUGUGCCGUAAUUGUCGUAAGUAUCGCUUCAGAGCUUCACCAGGUGUCUGCACGGGUCCCUGGAACACAUUCGUCACGUCUGUCGUUUACAAAAGGUCGUUACGUAAAAGCAGAGCGACACCGUGAUCGGAUGUCGAGCGUCGCAUCAGAGUUUCAGCUUAUGGUGCAUCUAGUCGUUGUUGUUAUUGCCGUGGUGUUGUUGUUAUUCUUAGCAGUUUGUUGAACCGUUCAAGUUGCGGAUGCUUAAGACGUUAUGGGAAUUGAUAUUUAAAACCACAGCGAAUAAGAGGAUGUUGUUUUGUAACGAAAUCUGGGGUGGAUGUCGUCGUAGUUCACCGAAGGCCUUCUUCCUGGGGAACAUCAGCACUCGCUGAUUACUUCCCCAGCUGUGUAGAGUUGGAUCAGGGAAGCAGUAAGAAACGGGGGAUUUUUCAUGCAGCGAACGGAAAAAGUAGUCACAUCGGCGAGCAGAGAUCCGAGUCAGGGGUGAACACCAGGUUCACAGUGAAAUAUGAUCCAAAAAAAAAAAAGGCCUGGGGCCUAAAGGUUAGGGAAGAAACAGAUGGUGUGCAAGUGAUUGUGUCUUUUUGUUGUUGUAUUUUUUUUUUUUUUUGGUCUUCUGUGUAUGUCAGUUUGUUAUUUAAAAAAAAAUUACAGAAAAGAAAAAAAAAGUGCCUUCAUUACUGCUAACCAAAAAAGGCUUAGCGUUCCUCCGAGUCCUAGCGUCUGUCCUUUCUUGCAGCUAACCACACCUUCUGUUAUUUGAGUAUUGUUUUGCAUGUGUGUAAUCUGUCUCCUAUGUAAUUUUCUGCGUCCGACUUCCCCGCCGUUCGCCGGGCGCUGCAGAGUUGUUUUGUUUUUUGUUUUUUUCCUGUGAUAUGUGUCCGGGAAUGGCUCGAUCACACGUUUGCAUGGUAUGAAGUGACCUUAUUUUACAGCUCUAUCACUCACCAUCGAUCAUCUUCGGCUUCGGUCGGCAUGCUCGGAUCCGGGACGGCGUCGAUGUACAGUUUAAUUUAUAAAUAAAUCAGGAGCGUUAGUCUAUAUUUUCCUUUUUUUUUUUUUCUAAUAAAAAUAAACGCUGUCUAAUCUACUAACAUGCAAGUUAACUCUCAGAAGUAAGAGACGGAGCCUCGCAGGGUAAAGGCGCACCUCUUUACCUCAGAUCCGUGAGCGAUUAAGGACAACGUUUUGGUGUACGUCUCUUUCUGUGAUAUUUCUCCAGUACUCAGUUUGCCUGCCAGCACACGGAACAAAACGGGAGAACUGUGAUGAGCCUGUCGAUCCAGAUCUACUUCCUUUCAGCUCAUUCAUCACACUUCUCAGUGUUGGUCCGGAUCACAUUCUGGCUCUUGUUAACGGAAUACAAACACAGUGGCAUGGAAAGGAGGUAGUUUUUUUUUUUUUUUUUUUUUUUUUUUUUAUAUAUAUAAAUUUCUUUCUUUUUCAGUGCAAAAUGUGAUCUUUUUUACUAAAUGAUCCUAAUCCACAUUUCUAGCUGAUCUCGGUCAGACCCAUUUACAGAUUUGAACACUGAUGACCAGACAGACUCGAGUUAAAAUCACAGCUUCACGGUGCCGAUCCUAAGCUGUAGCGUUCAGAGAAACCGAUUCUCCCAGAACCCCGAGCUCCGACGUCCAGAGCCGGUCUGUUCGAGGAGGCGAUAUAGAGACGAUGCUGUGAAAAAUAAUUGUACUUAUAUGCUCACUAUCUACGUGGACUCAUCUUCAUAUCUAAUAGAAGUUUAUUAGACUGUGCAAAGGAAGUAAUAAAGUACAUAAACCAAA